AAUUACGUUCACUGACAGAAGGUCUAAAACAGAUAGGGGCUUAUUAGAGAGAGGAGCUUAUGUUCAGUGAUAAAUUUUAUAAUUUUUAUUGUAUGAUCGUAUAUUUAUUUGGCUGGUGUUUGCUUACCUGUACCUCAGUGGCAUGACCAACCAAUAUGACAGACCAUGGAGCACACAGCCACACACUCAGCGAGAGAUGGCUCAGUUCAAAACAAGACAAGAGCAGGAAAUUUUGCAUUCAGAAAAGAAGAAGGACCUGAUUGUAGAGACAGUUCUUGUGGACCAGCUGUCGAGGGCAGCCGUUUCUGAUCCAGAAAAAAACAACAGCAUUAUUCCUCCUGAUGUGGGACCCAAACAACGAAAGCAAAUGGAAUUUUAUAACACCAGGAGUCCUUCCAAAGGUCCAAACACGGAAAAUGCCCUGUCCAAGAGAGUGCGAUUUGGAGCCAGAAUUGUGACAAAGAAUGGCCGUGAUGCUCAUAGAGAAUUAAAUGGGUUCUUCUUUUCAGCAGACAACACACUCACACUCUAUGAAUUUCACCAGUUUGGCACAAGGUCAUCAGCUCUUCCUUUCAUUCAGCGAGGCUGUUAUAGCCAUGUGCAAGGAAAGAAAAAAGGACAACCGUACACUCUGUUGGACAUCUGUGUGGGAAGUAAUUUAUCUUUUGCGACAUCUCCCCAAACAUCUCUUCCCCAAAGUGUUAGGAGCCGCCCUGUUGUAGUGUUUAGAGUUUCAGAAGUUGAUGAGCAAGCUAGAGAGACACAACUGUUUGAAAGCUGCCAUUCUCUAGAUGACAAACGUUUGGUAAUGGAAACACUGGAUAAUCCACUCUCGGAGGCAGAAUUACAGGAACAGCAACUGUUGGAAAAUGUACAAAGUAGGUACAAAAAUCAGUCAAUGACAGAGAUGAUACACAUGUCAGAACAUUUUAAUUAAAGCUAUAACACGUGUUU
This is a messenger RNA of Orbicella faveolata, 954 nucleotides long. Its product is annotated as calcyphosin-2-like. The record is from RefSeq and is a predicted model, not a curated record. Gene Ontology annotation, molecular function: calcium ion binding. NCBI's taxonomy places the organism in Eukaryota, Metazoa, Cnidaria, Anthozoa, Scleractinia, Merulinidae.